AGAGCGGCGGAGCCGGCGCGGGAGGAAGGGGGCUGGGUGGUGGCAGCUGCAUGUGGUGCGUUGGGCAGCCGUUGGAAGUGGCGGCUGAGGGCUGUGCUUCUGUGGGGAGGAGAAAGAUUGUACCCAUUUGAGAGACGCUACUGACCACUCACCAACAUGGUAGUUUUCACUUGCAACGCGUGUGGAGAAUCUGUGAAGAAAGCACAAGUUGAAAAACAUGUGAACAUCUGCAGGAACUGCCAGUGCCUUUCCUGCAUGGAUUGCGGGAAGGAUUUCUGGGGUGAUGAUUAUAAGGAACAUGUGAGGUGCGUAAGUGAAAACCAGAAAUAUGGUGGAAAAAAUUUCGAAGCCAAAACUAACAAAGGAGAUGCUAAACAACAGGAGUGGAUUCAGAAAAUUCAUGAAGUAAUGAAGAAGCCAAAUAUAAACCCUAAGGUGCGGAACAUUCUGGAGCAAAUGCGUGUCUUUGAUAAUAUUCCAAGAAAAAAAGUAAAGUUUCAGAAUUGGAUGAAGAACAGCUUGAGAAUUGCUGACAGUGCUUUGCAAGAACAAGUGUGGGAUAUUUUCUCUGAAGCAAACAGAAACAUUUCAAGUGAAAAAGAACAAGGCAAGCUGCAACAGAAGCAAGAAGGGCAGUCAGCAGAAACUGAGGAAGAAACAAUGGCAGAAGAUAAUGGAAUUGCAGAUAAUAAAAUUGAAAGGAAAAAGAAUAAGAGAGAGCGAAAAGAAGAGAGACAAAAGAACAAAAAGAAGGAGAAAAAAGACUUGAAGUUAGAAAACCAGUCAGAAACAAAAAAGAGUAAGAAGUCCAAAAAAGGAAAGGAGAGGUUGGAGAAUGAAUUUGAAAUAAAUGGAAAUGGCUAUCAGAGUGAAACAGAGGAGGAAACAAAUGUAAAGAAGCGCAAACAUAAGCAUAUAGAAGAGGAAGCUCAUAUGCCAGCAAAGAGAAAGAAAACUCAAAAUGUUUCAGAAGAUGUGGAAGUAGAAAACACUGGCGUCAGUGAAGAAAAUGUGGGAACAGAAAAAGGUAAAUUCAACUGGAAGGGGACCAUCAAAGCUGUUCUGAAACAGGCACCAGACAAUGAAAUUUCAAUUAAAAAACUAAGAAAAAAGGUUAUAGCUCAGUACUGCGCUGUAGCUGGUGAACAUCACAAAUCAGAAGAGGACAUUCUAGUCAUAUUUAAUAAGAAAGUGAAUAACAAUCCCAAAUUUAAAGUUUUAAAGGACAAAGUUAAACUCUUGAAAUAACAGCUUGCAUCCUUUGCAUAACGUUUGCAUUUUAAUCUUGCAGACAGUCCAGUUCUUCUGUAUCAGCUGUGCAUUGGUUUCAAAUUGUGUACAUGAAAGCUGAAUUUAACUUGGGACUGGAUUCCUCUUUUUCUAGAUGUUUUAUUUUUCAGAUGGUUUAUUUCUUGAUUUAAUGGAAAAUGUAUAUUUUUGGGUACCAUUUUUAAGAAGCAUAGAAAAUAACUGAUGCUUACUGUAUUAAAAUUCUUUCAGCAAUGAUUGUUUCAUGAUUGUUUGUCAGGACCUGGGUUAUGUGGAUUUUUGCAGAAACUGUUCUAAGACCAAACAGAUUUUUCAUAUCCAAAACCCCACCAUAGACUCAUAGGAUCAUUUAGGUUGGAAAAGACCCUUUAAGAUCAUUGAGGCCAAACAUAAACCUAGCACUGCCAAGUCUACCACAUGGAAUGAAUGGGGUUUUUUUAUGCUGAAAUUCAAAAUGGUAUGACUGCUACCUCCUUUACACAGUGCAGCUGGGCUAAUUCUCUGCAGCUGGGUUAAUUCUGUGUUGUCACAUGCGUAGUUUCCAUAAUGAAAGUGUCUGCCAAGUUUGUGUGUGUAGUACUGCACAUUCAGUGAAAAUCUGAAGACAAGUUACCAGUAUAUUAAUUGCUGAGUGUUUUUAAUUAGCACUGCAAUUGACUUCAAUACAAGUGGUCACUAAAAAAUGACUGACGCAAUAAAUUACUUUAAAAUACAUCCCUGUAUGUAACAAAUCUUGCCACUUUAUGAUUGUCCACAAGUUGUACAAAAUUUGAUGAGGCCUGUAUAUUUUGAUCACUGAAGCAAUUUAGGCAGGCCGAAACUCUUACAUGUAUGUGAGUGAGUUGACUGGGGAAAGCUACUUGAAAUUUAAAAUGUUGUAUCCAAUGCAAAAUAAUUCCAGAUAAGGAGUUUCCUACCAUGAAGUAAUUUGUUUAAAACAGUGGUAGAAAGGCAGUGGAAUUUCUUUGAGUAGAUGGUGUGGUGUUUCAGGAAACUGCAUAGUCCUUUCAAGCAGAUACUUUUUGUAUACAACUCCAUAAUGAAAUACCUGAACUUACAGAAAUACUGAAUAUGUUAAAGUGUAAAUAUGAAAAAAACCCAAACUCUCAGAUACACGUGAGUCUAGUUUUUCUGACUACAUAUUUAUCAACUUAUGAAAACUGCAAUAAAGAUACUUAAUAAAUUUAAGAUCUUAUUGUUAAUUCAUGGAAAUGGCUUUGGAGAUAAAUAGGAAAAAAAUAUUUACAGAUAUGAAGAAACUGUGAGAAGUUAUUUGACCACAUUUAAAAAGCUUAGAAUUCUUUUUGGUUUUGUUUUCUUUUUGAUUGAGGAAAGGACAUAUAAAAGCAAGUUCUUGUCAGUGAAAUUGGCAGUUAAUUCAUUGCUGUUCACUCGGUGUAUUUUACAAUAAAAACUGUUACAUUGAAAUCUUAAA
Molecule: messenger RNA, 2704 nt
Organism: Pogoniulus pusillus (Red-fronted tinkerbird)
Lineage: Eukaryota; Metazoa; Chordata; Aves; Piciformes; Lybiidae
Gene: LYAR
Product: Ly1 antibody reactive
Exons: 9
Coding region: 157-1248 (363 amino acids)
Biological process (GO): negative regulation of transcription by RNA polymerase II; rRNA processing
Cellular component (GO): nucleolus
Molecular function (GO): DNA binding
Source: RefSeq, a predicted model, not a curated record